Molecule: messenger RNA, 2831 nt
Organism: Argiope bruennichi
Lineage: Eukaryota; Metazoa; Arthropoda; Arachnida; Araneae; Araneidae
Product: cGMP-dependent protein kinase 1-like
Exons: 18
Coding region: 1-2328 (775 amino acids)
Biological process (GO): protein phosphorylation
Molecular function (GO): cGMP-dependent protein kinase activity; ATP binding
Source: RefSeq, a predicted model, not a curated record
AUGGCUGAGGGGAAGACCGACGAAAAACCGGACUGCAGUUUGCCAGACAACGAACCGCGUGCCGUGUCCCCCCUGUCCAGUCCGAAAUCCAAACAACAUUCACCUUUACGUCGCGGACUGACCCGCAUGUCCAAGUGGGUUCACGCGGCCCGCAGAUCCCUUAGUUCGAGUGAGGAGAAUCACAUGGGCCACGGGAUAUCCAGCCCGACUGUGCGGCCGUCCGAAUUGCCGAAGGUUUCCGAUUGUAGUAUCGGCAAUGAAUCGGCCGGACCGAGUGUUGCCGAACUUCAAAAUGAAAUUGAAGAUUUGAAAAAGUUGGUGGAAGAAAAAGAUAAAAUCAUCUCUGAUUUGAGACAUGAGAUACAGCUAUUGAAGGAUGUCCUGAAAUCGGAAUCCGUCAUUGAAGGUGGCGCCCCUGAUAUUCUCUCCAGUAUCGUGGAUUCUAAAGAGCUACGAGUUUCUAAUCGCUAUGGACGUCACAUACCCCUCACCAAGAAACAGGGUGUCUCAGGGGAAAGUGCAUGCACCUACGACUAUGAAGACUUCCAAAUACAAAAGCACGAAAAAGAUUUCAAAUCCAAGCAGCUGAUUAAGGACGCCAUCAUGGAGAACGAUUUUCUCAAAAAUCUGGACAGUUCUCAAGUGAGGGAAAUCGUCGAUUGCAUGUACUGCCAGUAUUUCACGAAAGGAACUCAAGUUAUAAAGGAAGGGGAUGUAGGCAGCCAUCUCUAUGUGUCUGCAGAAGGUAAUCUGCGUGUGCUGAAGAACAGUAAAGUGAUUGGUGCUGUGGGUCCAGGAAAGGCUUUUGGAGAAUUGGCUAUACUCUAUAACUGUACAAGGACAGCAACAGUAGAAGCACUGGAAGAUGCAAAGAUUUGGGUCAUGGACCGCAAAGCUUUCCACGCCAUCAUGAUGAAAACAGGUUUACAAAGACAAGAAGCCAAUAUCAAAUUUUUAAGAAGCGUGCCUCUUUUAAAGAACUUAAAAGACGAAGUUUUGGCGAAAAUGGCUGAUGUAUUGGAAGUUGAAUUUUUUCCGUCCGGAGAAUACAUAAUACGCGAAGGUGUCAAUGGAGAUACUUUCUUCAUUAUCAGCAAAGGAAGAGUCAUUGUCACCCGAAUGAAACUAGACGUUGAAGAAGAGAUACGAUCCCUCGGAAAAGGAGACUAUUUUGGAGAGCGGGCUCUUCUCAACGAGGACAAAAGAACAGCCAAUGUCAUCGCGGCACAUCCCGGGGUGGAAUGUUUGGCCUUGAACAGGGAGUCUUUUAAAGAAUUAAUCGGAGAUUUGCGGGAGUUGCAAGAUAAGCAGUACGAAUAUAAUGAUGCCGCUUAUAAAAUACAGCCUGCUGAAGUUGAAAAGAGCGAAUAUGAUGACCUCACACUAGAAGACCUUGAAGUGAUCGCGACGCUUGGAGUUGGAGGAUUUGGAAGAGUCGAUUUAGUUAGGAAUCGCAAAGACGUGAAUCAAACCUUUGCCCUUAAAUGUCUAAAGAAAGUACAGAUAGUGUCUAUGGAGCAGCAACAUCAUGUGAUCAACGAAAAGAAUGUCAUGAUGUUGUGCAGGCAUCCAUUUAUUUGCAGGUUGUACAGAACAUUCAAGGACAAGAAGUAUGUUUAUAUGCUAAUGGAAGCUUGCCUGGGAGGAGAAGUCUGGACAUUCCUCCGGGAUAGAAGUCAGUUUGAUGAUCAAACGACACGCUUCUAUACAGCUUGCGUUGUGGAAGCGCUGGAAUAUCUUCAUUCAAAAAAUAUCAUUUACAGGGAUUUGAAGCCUGAAAAUCUGAUGCUUAACGAACAUGGAUAUAUAAAACUGGUAGAUUUCGGCUUUUCCACUCAGUUAAAGAGCGGCAAAAAGACUUGGACAUUCUGCGGAACUCCCGAGUACGUUGCUCCAGAAAUCAUUUUGAACAAAGGACAUGACCGCGCAGUGGACUUCUGGGCAAUUGGCAUUCUCAUGUUUGAGCUUUUUACGGGAAUGCCACCAUUCAGAGCUUCGGAUCCCAUGCAGAUAUACACCAUCAUACUGAAGGGUAUUGAUAUGAUUGAUUUUCCUCGCUCGAUACCUAAAAAUGCCCAGCAUUUGAUUAAGCGUCUGUGCAGGGAUAAUCCCACGGAAAGACUUGGAUACCAAAAAGCUGGUAUUGCUGAUAUUAAAAAGCACAAAUGGUUCCAAGGCUUCCACUGGGAAGGACUGAAAAAUCAAAAUUUAACUCCACCCAUUGUUCCUACGGUUUCUGGCCCAGCAGACACCUGCAAUUUCGACACAUAUCCAAAAUCAUUCGAAUGUCCAGAAGACGAAGAAUCUGGAUGGGAUGCAGAUUUUUAAUAAAUAGUUUUCUUUUUAUUUUUUUGGAUAAGUAUCCUGCUAUUGUGAUACUUAAAGCUAAACCGAAAUUUAAUUCAACAGAGUGCGCCUCCGUUACCUUGAAAGCUCUUCGUUUUCAUCUCGUCUCUGGUGGAAAUUGGAGCAAUUAUGAAACCUCAUCCUUCGACAGAAGUUAUUAAUGCCAAAGAACAGAUAAUGUAGAUUAGUUUUUCAUGAUGUAAAAAGUUCAUCAAUUUGACUUGUUUCAUGACUCAUGUAAGAUGAGCAUAUACGUAGUAAAUGAUUUAUAAAUAAUUUAUAAUUUGGAAUGAUAUGAAUAUUUGCAGGUAUCAUGUUACUGUUAGCAAAUAGGACUUGGACUUUUUGUUGCUGUAAAUUUGCUUCUUGUUUUAGAAAAUACGUAGAAGGAUUUAAAACAGGUUAUCUGAAACCACUGAUCACGAUAUCAAAGAUUUUCAUGCUAAACGAUAAUAUUUUUCCCAAAAUAUUUUCAGUUUUUUCUU